UUCACGCUAUUAUCGUUGCCACCGCUGCCGCCCCUGCCGCUACCGCAAUCGGCGUUUCUGCCACCAUAUCAAAUGAAGGAACUAGAGAAGGGAAUAUCAGAAAGAUUGGGGGAGGAAGGAUUUGGGUGGUGAAAAGGAGGGGGAGAUUGAGUGUAGGGUGGGCUUGUGCUAUCAGUCUGG
Molecule: messenger RNA, 180 nt
Organism: Sphenostylis stenocarpa
Lineage: Eukaryota; Viridiplantae; Streptophyta; Magnoliopsida; Fabales; Fabaceae
Source: the annotation of a GenBank genome assembly